Penaeus indicus is the source of this 1506-nucleotide messenger RNA. Its product is annotated as ARF GTPase-activating protein GIT2-like. Gene Ontology annotation, biological process: brain development; regulation of G protein-coupled receptor signaling pathway; synaptic vesicle recycling. Gene Ontology annotation, molecular function: small GTPase binding; GTPase activator activity. The transcript is spliced from 2 exons. Lineage: Eukaryota; Metazoa; Arthropoda; Malacostraca; Decapoda; Penaeidae. The record is from RefSeq and is a predicted model, not a curated record. Gene Ontology annotation, cellular component: synapse. Bases 1 to 1506 code for a protein of 501 amino acids.
AUGCUCGGCAGAAAUAUCCUGCCCAUUCAUCUCCACAUCCUCAACAUUCUGACUCUCAGACUCAUCUGUCUCAUCCCCACUCAGGCCCUCAAUAUCUUCCAUGCAGACAACAUCUGGUGCUUGGCUCUUAUAAAGUCAGCUUUGGUCGGGUGGACUGGAUCCUUGGGGUGUGGUUUGCGUCUGCCAGUUUUGGCGACGCUGGGGUCCAGGAACAAGCCCAGGACGCUGCAGGACGUGUGUGCGGACUGCGGGGCGGCAGAGCCAGGCUGGGCAUCAAUCAACCGUGGGAUUCUCAUAUGUGACGAGUGUUGCAGCGUCCACAGGUCAUUAGGCAGGCACAUCUCUCAGGUCAAGUCGCUUAAGAAAGGAACAUGGAAUCCUGUACAACAUGCACUGGUGCACACACUGUACAGCAGUGGUGCAAACAAUAUCUGGGAACAUACGCUCCUGGACCCCAGCGUCGCCAAAACUGGCAGACGCAAACCACACCCCAAGGAUCCAGUCCACCCGACCAAAGCUGACUUUAUAAGAGCCAAGCACCAGAUGUUGUCCUUCGUUUACCGGCCGUCAAGAGAAGACGUAAGUGAAGAUGGGGAUGUCAGCCGACAGCUUCAUUCCAGUGUGCGAACCUCCAACCUCGAAACCUCAUUACGGCUCCUGUCCCAAGGAGCUGACCCAAAUUAUUAUCAUAAGGAAAAAAAUUGCUGUCCCCUCCACGUAGCUGCUCGAGCGGGGCAGGCGUCUCAGGUGGAGCUGCUGAUGGUGUACGGGGCGGACCCAGGGGCAUUUGACGGCCAGGGAAACACACCUGCUCACUAUGCAAGCGAGGCCAAUCAUUUAGACUUAGCAGACCACCUAGUAGAGAGUCAGUAUGAGCUGACGGACAGGUUGGCCUUCUACCUCUGUGGGCGGAAACCUGACCACACCCUUGGGCAGCACUGGAUCAUCCCUGAGAUGGCCGACUCCUUGGACAUGUCAGAUCUGGCCAAGGAAGCGAGAGUUAAGCUUCAGCAUUUGCCUAACCAUCUGUUUGAGGAACUGGCGUGCGAUGUGUAUGACGAGGUUGACCGACGAGAAACAGACUCUAUAUGGCUGUCUUUACAAAAUCAAAGUGCUCUGGUCAGUGAUCGCUGCACUGUGCCGUUCCUCCCAGUUAACCCAGAGUUCUCCUCCACCAGAAAUCAAGGACGUCAAAAGCUAGCAAGAUUUAAUGCAAGAGAAUUUGCCACGCUUAUAAUAGAUGUCCUCUCAGAUGCCAAGAGGCGACAGACGGGAAUAUCUUCACCAAGUGGAACUCCAAAAGAUAAAGACUUCGGUGACGUGACACUGCCUAACUCUCCUAAAGUAAACCUGCACAACAACAAUGCCCUGAGCUUAAACCAGAGAUUAAUCAAUCCCACCGCUGCCACCACAUAUACUGGCUAUACCUUGGCCAGUAUUUUACUUACACUGUUCAGGCUAGUCUUCCGUCUUUGCUAUUGUGCUACGUAUGUAGCACAAUGUUAA